Hordeum vulgare subsp. vulgare (domesticated barley) is the source of this 919-nucleotide messenger RNA. RefSeq names its product cyclin-dependent protein kinase inhibitor SMR6-like. The transcript has a single exon. Bases 140 to 553 code for a protein of 137 amino acids. NCBI's taxonomy places the organism in Eukaryota, Viridiplantae, Streptophyta, Magnoliopsida, Poales, Poaceae. The record is from RefSeq and is a predicted model, not a curated record.
AACCUCUCUCUUUCCUGUGUUCCUUUUUUUUACCCACUUCUUGCCCUUGCACCCACCACCGGAGAACAAGAAUUCGAUCCCAUUCCGCACCCACUCGCGCGCGCGCCGAGAAUUUCCACCGCCGAUCCGGCCGACAGCAAUGGCCUCUUCCGCCGGCCAGGGCCUGGCGUCGCUGCCGCCGAUCAAGACGGCGCCUUUGGCCCCCUCGCUGCCCGCCGACGCCGCCUCGGCCUCUCCGUCGCCGGCGUCGUCCACGCAGGAGUCGGCAGCAGCGGAGGACAAGACGAAGGCCGCGGCGGCGGAGGAGAAGAAGGAGCCGUCGACGCCCACGUCCAAGGACUGCAGGAUUCGGCUGCCCAAGGAGUGCCCGCCGGCGCCGCGCAAGCCGCCGGCGCCCCGGCUCCCGGCGGUCAAGCGGAAGUCGCGGCCGACGCUGACGACGACGACGACGGCGCGGGUGUGCCUCGCCGUCCCGCGGGACCUCUCCACCGUGUUCCGGUCGAUGCCCAUGCCCAUGCCCAUGCCCGCCGAGAAGCGGAUCCGGGCGUCGUGAGGCCGCGAUCUGGCCGCCGCGCGAGAAUUGGCACCGGCCUCCCUGUCCGGUCGAUCAAUCCCAUGGAGAAUUCUCCCAGUUCUCUCGCUCCCUGCUUCUUUCUCUCCUCUCCGUUCUUGGGUGCGUGGCCAUGGUAUAAAUUAUGCUUCUGUCUCCUCAUCAUAUACAUAAAUAAGGUGUUGUUCUUAGAAUUUCAGUAUGUGUGCUUCCUUCUUGCCAUGGCUCUGUGAAAUACUGAUGCAGCAGCUGUAUAAUAAAGUACAGUAGGUUGCUAAUUACUUACUGGGCGGAGGUCGUUAAUGGCGGAAGAAGGUUGUAAGAAAAUUCAGAGAGAUCCCGGUGAUUAAUUAAUUGUGAUAGCUACCA